UAAUUCUGACUGCUGACAGCGCAUGCGCCAAAUCAGGACCUCGGGAAUCUGGACGAACGGUGUACGCAUUUGGGUGUAACGGGUAAACACUCUUUUUGCAUCUUCUUUUAAUUCAAAGGCCGAUUCCCUCUUUGAAAAGCUGCAGGAAUAAUGGGAGCUGUGUUCCUGCCAGCAGAUGCCGCGCACUCGGUGCUGCGAAGGCUCCCGAGAGCAAACUUCUUAUUGGAGGAAAUGAAACAAGGGAACAUCCAGCGAGAAUGCAGGGAGGAAAUCUGCAGUUAUGAAGAAGCGCGGGAGGCAUUUGAGAAUGAUGAGAAAACGAGGCGAUUCUGGGAGGAGUAUCAGCGUGAAAGCAGCCCCAGGCCUGGAGGACUUGAGUCUUUUGGUGGUGGUGUUCAUUCACUUUACCUGAUCCUACCCCUCCUACUGGUUUUGAUACUCAUUGCUGCAGUUUCCAUUACCGUUUGGAAAUGUCACUCACGCAAAAGAUCCCGGCAAAGCCCUGCCAUUGGGCGUCCACAGAGAGAUACAACCCUAUCUGUAGUGUCGAUGGACCAGUGGGGGCGGGACUUCCAUCCUGACAUCAGUCCUCAUUCAGAGAUCAGUGCACACAGUAGCCCUGCGUACCCUGGUGCUGACCUCACACUUGGGAGGAGCAGUCGUGGUGACCCGCCCCCUUCAUAUGAAGAAGCUGUGGGUCAUACAGAUGUGCACAUUGAAGCAGAGCCUCCGCCACAAUAUGAUGACAUCAUCAGUAACCACGGUGGUACAGUUAUCAUUGGCCAGGGAAAGUGAGGAUCUUUCAAACAAAAUAUUCUGCCACAUCUACAGAGGCUUCCACCAAUACUGCAAUCGCUGCCAUUCCUGUUUACUCUUUCUUGUUUUUCUUUCAGCUAUGCCUGGAGGUUUUUCAGGACAGGGAGAUACUUUGGUCAUUUAUUUUUAUAGAUGGUAUGCAUUGACGUCACUUUUCCACGUGGCCUGAGUGGCAAACGUUCAACAAAAUGGCUAGUUUUCAUAGUGGGUGCUGUGAAAAUGCCAGUAAAACUGACUAUUAUCAGCUUAAAUUGAAUUUAGUUGGACUUGAUAGCAGAGGUGGACAAUACUUGGUUACAUUAGUUA
Misgurnus anguillicaudatus (oriental weatherfish) is the source of this 1122-nucleotide messenger RNA. It is a transcript of the gene prrg1, whose product is annotated as proline rich Gla (G-carboxyglutamic acid) 1. The record is from RefSeq and is a predicted model, not a curated record. Gene Ontology annotation, cellular component: extracellular region. Gene Ontology annotation, molecular function: calcium ion binding. NCBI's taxonomy places the organism in Eukaryota, Metazoa, Chordata, Actinopteri, Cypriniformes, Cobitidae.